AUGUGUCGCCACAUGACCAUCACUUACUCUUGCGGAUGCUUGACUAGGUCCGUCGAAGCUUGCCCCCAUUCAUUGAGCAUGAAAAUUGCUCCUGAAGACUGCCAAUUUCAUUUCUCGGAGCCGAUCCACAUAGACGAAGGUGACUGUCUCAGCUGUGUUGUCAGAACCACCCAGCGGAAUCAGAAGAAACUUGAAAGCAUGAAAUUGGAAGAUUUUCAUGUGGCAAACCUCAAGUUUCCACCAUCUCCAUCUUCACCACAAUCUCACUCGAAGUCCUUGGGAACACGCGUUCUCAAGCAACAGGAGAAAGCCACGGAACUCGAUAGAUCUUAUCAAGUUCCGGUGAGGAGGGAAAGUUGGGAAGAGGGAGAUGACGAAGAGACGCUCCGUCAAAGCGUCAGUCAAUCCCCAACCCCACGAGAAAUCGUGGAGCCACGCACAGUUUCAGUCGAGGGUGAAGUCGAGCCUUUCACACCAAAGAAGUCGGUGAGAAAGAUGAGCGAAGCGAUGAAGAAGAUGGCGAGGAGGUUCUCGAAGAAGAAGUAA
This is a messenger RNA of Botrytis byssoidea, 546 nucleotides long. RefSeq lists its product as uncharacterized. The transcript has a single exon. Lineage: Eukaryota; Fungi; Ascomycota; Leotiomycetes; Helotiales; Sclerotiniaceae. The record is from RefSeq and is a predicted model, not a curated record. The coding region runs from base 1 to 546 and encodes 181 amino acids.